Messenger RNA from Chrysochloris asiatica (Cape golden mole), 3798 nucleotides. RefSeq names its product zinc finger protein 804B (gene ZNF804B). Bases 1 to 3798 code for a protein of 1265 amino acids. The record is from RefSeq and is a predicted model, not a curated record. Gene Ontology annotation, cellular component: nucleus. NCBI's taxonomy places the organism in Eukaryota, Metazoa, Chordata, Mammalia, Afrosoricida, Chrysochloridae. The transcript is spliced from 4 exons.
AUGGUGGCGGCUGGGGAUGGUGGAGAUUUUGCAGAAAAAGAGAAGGCCACGGCAAAGGCCCUAGAAGAUGUAAAGGCCAACUUUUACUGUGAACUAUGUGACAAGCAGUAUCACAAACACCAGGAGUUUGACAAUCACAUUAAUUCUUAUGAUCAUGCUCAUAAGCAGAGACUGAAAGAAUUAAAGCAACGGGAAUUUGCUCGCAAUGUAGCCUCUAAGUCAUGGAAAGAUGAGAAGAAACAAGAAAAAGCACUCAAACGUCUCCAUCAACUGGCUGAGUUAAGACAGCAAUCUGAAUGUGUUUCUGGAAAUGGACCAGCAUACAAAGCUUCCAGGGUUACUAUAGAAAAGCAUCUCCAGCAGGAAAUUUCCCCAAUUAAGAAUGGCAGAAAGGCAUCUUGCAUGAAGAGUGCUCUUCCCCUUAAAGGAAAAACUCUCCCCAGGAAUACUUCUGAAAAACAAAGGUCUGCCAUGCCAAACAGACACCAAUUAGUAACUGACAGACGUUAUUUGUUUGGAAAUCGGAUUCCACAAACAUCUCCAGAUCCAAGCGAUGUUAGUCACAGGACAGGAGUAUCAUUUUCUUUUUCCAAAAAAGUACAUCUAAAAUUAGAAUCUUCUGCAUCAGUUUUCAGUGAGAACACAGAAGAAACACAUGAUUGUAACAAGUCACCCACUUCUAAAAUAAACCAUACUACAGAGAAAUGCCAGUGCUGCACAUUUGUAAAUGAGGAUACAAACCUCACUAAGGAAAAAGAUGUAAACGUUUCAUCAAGCCAUCUGGAAAGUGUUUUAGACUAUAAGUUCCCCAUAAGCUCUAAUAUUUUGCAGGACAAAAAUGACUCUAAUGAUGAGACACUAAAAGAUCCAAUUGGCAUUCAUGCUUCGUUCUCUAAAUCUAACAUUCAUCUUUCAGAUGUGGAUUUUACACCUUCCAGCAGAGAGAAAGAAACUCAAAACACAUUGAAGAAUGAUUCACAAAACCACAUUAAUCAUCCAUGCCAAGCAAAUGCUUCCUCCAACCCACCAAACAUUUACAAGCACAGUGAUGCCAGGAUAUUUGAAUGUCUGGAUGAGUUUCGUUCAACAGAGCCAAGUGAACAAAGAAAUACAGUGCAUCUGAAUCCCAGCCACAGAAUAGAGAACAGAGAUAAAUCUUUAAAUAAAACAGAAAGAGUUAGCAAAAGUGAGAAAAGGCUCAUAAGAGAAGCGUGUCUCCAUGAUGUGAAGUCUAAACCUUUACCUUUCCUUCAUGUACAAAGCAAAGAUGGCCACACUAAUCUUCAGUGGCCUACAGAACUUUUGCUCUUUACAAAAACACAACCCUGUAUCUCCUAUGGCUGUAAUCCAUUGUAUUUUGAUUUUAAGCUUUCUCGGAACACAAAGGAUGGCCAUGACCCAGAAGACUUAAAAACAGAAUUGAGUAAGAGAUUGUGUGAAAGAAAGACUAAAAGAGAGAGUCAAUCCUCAGGUUUAAUCCAAGACCAACAAAAAGUGAUCCAUGAAGAUAAUCAAUAUCUAAAACCAAAGAUGAUUAAAAUUAACACAGAUUGGGAAAAUUUCCAAAGUAAAUAUAAUUUGGACUACAAUGAUUCUGAGCCAAAUAUGGACAGACAUAAUUUUAGUACAAGUGAUUUGGAUAUGAAAAAUCCUAAAGUGCCUGCUUACCUUGAAAUCUCACUAAAGAAUUAUGUUGGAAAUAAGAAUAAAAGAGAUAACAAAUUGAAGGAAUCUUCAAGGAUCCAUUGGCAAAACUGCCAGAGGGUAGUUCUAAAUAAUGCAAAUGAGAGUCUGUCUUUUACUCCCUACAUGUCUAGGACUAAAAAGAAGCAUAAACUCAUCCCCUGUGAUGCUUAUUCAGAAUUUGAAGAUGGAAAUCAAUUCAGUUGGGAUUCUAGUUCUUAUGCAGUAGGGGGUCACAGUGAACAUGGAAAGGACUUCAGUACCCUUUUCAAUAGAGGUAAUUUGCUCUACUUUUGUAAAAGAGAACACAACCCAGUUGAAAGGCACAAACGGAAACGCAGAAAGCACAACUGCCUCUCUUUACCUAAUGAGACAGUAAUGAGUGACUGUCCACAGGCUGAAACACAAAGAGAUAGGAACUGCCAAUUGUGGGCAUCAUUUCAAAAUGAAAAGCACUCCAAACAUAGAGAUGGUCACUGCAGAGAAACACAUAAACUGAACAAAAGUCAGCACCAAUUCACAGGGCCAAAAUUCAGGAGAGUCAUCCAUUGUGAUGCUAGUUCACAGAUUUCCUGUGCUGGAAGCAGUGAAGAGUCAUCUAAUAGCCAGGGACUUCAGCACAGCAUAUCCAGCUCUUACUCAAGAGAGAAACUCAGUCACCAAAGCAAACAUGAAAGAAGUCACGAGUCUUUGGACAACCCUCAUAUUUGUGAUCUGGGAAACGCAAAAUCCAUGCACUACAACUCUGGGACUAUUGGCCGCCUUCUAAGAAACUGUUCCAGUGGCCCUUCUGAAAUGACAGAGUUGAACAUGAUAGAAAGAGAAAGAAUCCCUCUAACAGCCAAAAGCCUUUUAGAAAGAGUACAAGUCAAGAAGUGUCACGAGGAAGCAACCACUUUUGAGGUCUCUUCAAACAGCUAUAAAAAUGAAUCAGAGUUUCAUUCACAAAUUCAAUGCACAAUUCAGUUUGUCCCAUCAGACUGUAACAGACCAGCAUUGCCUCAGUCUGAAAAACUACAGAACAUAAGAAAAAGGAGAAAUAAUGAAAGCAGUGCUGUUCUCAGGACUCCUGAAAAAGAAAAAGUUAAGAGUUCACAGAUGAGCAAGUCUAGUGUUUUAAUGGAUGCUGAUUGCGAUAAUCAUCUUUCUCAAGGUAUCAUUCAUGUAGUAGCAGAGUCUCAGUCACCAAACAUAAAGAAUCCAACAGCAAAAGAACAAUCACAACCUUUCAUUGGUGAAGUCCGACCUUUUAUUCAAAGCUGCGACACAGUACCAAAUGAUUUCCCUGGUGCUUUACCAUCUAAUAGAUAUACAGGUGUUAUCAAUUCCACAGAGACCAAAGAGGACCAAAUAAAUCUAGAACUGCAGGAUGUAAGCAUGCAUAUGAAUUGUGUAGAGAGGAAUAUAAACUCUUGCUAUGACAGAACUGUGGAGAAGCAUGACAACGUAGAAGAUGGAUUAGAAGUGUGUCAUAAAUCCAUCUCUCCCCCUCUAAUUCAACAGCCUCUAAUAUUUUCUCCUGAUGAAAUAGAUAAAUACAAGCUCCUCCAGCUACAAGCCCAACAGCAUAUGCAGAAACAGCUCUUAUCAAAGCAUCUUCGAGUUUUGCCUGCUGCAGGGCCAGCUACCUUCUCUCCUGCCUCAACUGUACAGACAGUUCCAGUUCACCAGCACGCUUCUAUAACCACCUUCCACCACACAUUUCUGCAACAUUUCGCUGUUUCUGCCUCCCUGAAUUCCCACAGCAACCACCUACCAAUAGCUCAUCUGCAUCCUCUUUCACAGACACAUUUUACUCCCAUCGCUUUUUCACCUCUGACUCCAGCCGUCAUUCCUACACAUCCCACUUUCUUAGCAGGUCACCCAAUGCAUUUAGUCACUGCUGCCCCUUUGCAUCCCUCCCACAUAACACUUCAGCCACUGCCUCCCACGGCAUUUAUCCCUGCAUUGUUCAGCCCUCACUUGAAUCCUGCCACAGCUUCUAUCAUCCACUUGAAUCCUUUAAUUCAACCAGUGUUCCAAGGUCAAGAUCUUUGCCAUCAUUCUUGUGCCAGCCAGAUGCAACAGCUAAAUGGAGUGAAAGAGGCCUUAAAUGUGUCAGCUCACUUGAACUAG